AUGAGCGAAGAUCAACCUAUCGACCAUGUGCAUUCCUCCUCGCGGUGUCCAUGCCGUCCCACACAGCGCAGGUCGCACAAGAAGUCCCGCAACGGCUGCCGCAACUGCAAGCAGCGUAGGGUCAAGUGUGAUGAGAAUAAGCCCGUUUGCAGCAACUGCUCUCGCUGCUCAAUCCCUUGCGACUUUGAUCCCGCCAACGCAUCUGCCUCCUUGCCGGCUGCCAAUGCCCCGAGGAGACGCGGUCGGCCCCUGAAGUGGACUUCAAGUCCUGAUGAUCAGGCUCUUAAAUCCACACCUGGCUUGUCCGAAUUACGCGAACCCGACUUAUCCGCACCCGGGCCUGAGGUACCCUUGAAUGUUCAAGAGAUGCAGCUCUUCUACCACUUCAUCACCACCACUUCACUCACACUUGGAGAUGACGUCCUCUGGCAUGACAAAGUGCCGCGUCUCGCUUUCGAGCAUCAUUAUAUCCUCCGACUCAUGCUUGCCAUGUCAGCACUCCAUCUAUCACGGCUACGGGCCAUUGAGGCAAGUAAGUACGAGGAGCUCGCCGAGGCUCAUGCUUCCGUGGCUUUGCGCCAAGUCACAGAGCUUCUCCCCCAUGUCAGUCGAAAGAACUGUUCGGCGCUAUACAUAGCGACCGUUCUAGUUUGUAAUUAUACCUUUGCAAAGCCGCCAGGGAACAAUCACUUCCUUCUUGUCGCUGCGGGCACCAAGGUUGCCUGGUGGAAUCUUUUUCGAGGCGUUCGCAUCGUCAUCGAGACUAUGGGUCUACCAGCAAUAUUCUCCGGUGUUCUCGGCCCCUUCCCUCCAGAAACUACAACAAAGCUACCUCCAAUAGAGGACAAACAAGGAUACAUACCGUGGGAAGGGCCAAUGUCCAGCCUGGACGAACUAAUCGCCGGCUGCCAAGAUCCAGGACUCGAGAAUCUCAAAGGAAUCUGCGAAGGACUUAUCGAUUGUUUCCGUGGUGUAUACGGAACUGCCGAAGAACCAGAGAGUGACACCCAUGGAAAGAUGCACAUUGUUAUGCGCUGGCUAUGGCUUUUGGAGGAUGACUUCCUUCACCAAGUCAACAGCAUGAUACCUCAGGCCCUUUUACUUUUGGGCCAUUUUGCAGUCCUGAUCCAGACUGUCGAAUGCUUCUGGUUUAUGAAAGGAUGGGCACAUCAUAUUAUAGAGGGUAUCCAGCCGCACCUUGACUCGAACUACAUUGGUUGGAUAUCCUGGCCUCAGAGGGAGAUAGAACAAUGA
Messenger RNA from Fusarium keratoplasticum, 1254 nucleotides. Its product is annotated as Zn(2)-C6 fungal-type domain-containing protein. Gene Ontology annotation, molecular function: DNA-binding transcription factor activity, RNA polymerase II-specific; zinc ion binding. NCBI's taxonomy places the organism in Eukaryota, Fungi, Ascomycota, Sordariomycetes, Hypocreales, Nectriaceae. Gene Ontology annotation, biological process: regulation of transcription by RNA polymerase II. Bases 1 to 1254 code for a protein of 417 amino acids. The record is from RefSeq and is a predicted model, not a curated record. The transcript is spliced from 2 exons.